UCUUUCGACAUUAUUUUCGGGUAUAAAAAAUAGCAAACGGUUAUAGAUGUAGAGAGCUGUUUGUUUUUUGGGAACAUUCCUUUCCCCGUAAAUGUAAGUCGAUUGAAUCAUGACUCGGUCGUCACCCAACUUUUAGUUUUGUUUCCCUACCAUCCAUGCUCCCCGAUUUUAGAGCAAUGGUCCUGAAAUUUGCCUUCCGCUCACGGGUCUUCAAUUGCUAUUUUUGGAGUAGCAAGGAGCUCCACAGAAUUUGGGAGCUAAACUCGGACGCCUUCUCUAUCAACGCCUCUAAAUGCCUCUUGGAGUCUCCACCAUCCCUCUCAGAACCUCGAUAUAACACCCUCAGUUCUCUUUUGAAUGACCAAUAUUUAGCAGCCUUGGGCCAACCAAGGUGGUUACCAUGGCGCAUCUUCCAAGAAUGAGGGCCUUGGGCUGCUUUUUCUUCAUCUCCCUCCUUUCCUUCUCUUCUUUCUCUUCAUUUUCCCUUGCACUAACAGAUGCUGAGGCAACUUACAUUGCUCGCCGGCAAUUGCUGACGUUUUCAAAGCUGGAUCAUCUUUCUGAAGGUGGUAUCCUUGACUCCACAAAUUUUGAUUUUGAGCUUAACUUUACUUUUGAAAAUGAUAGGCUCAAGAAAGCCUACAUCGCCCUCCAAGCAUGGAAGAAGGCCACGUAUUCUGACCCGCACAAUACGACCGGCAACUGGGACGGUCCUGAUGUUUGUCAGUAUACCGGCGUUUUCUGUGCACCAGCACUUGAUGAUCCAAAUGUGACUGUUGUUGCUGGUAUUGACCUCAACCAUGCAGACAUUGCCGGCCAUCUUCCCGUCGAGAUUGGUUUGCUAACUGACAUCAGUCUUCUCCAUCUCAAUUCCAACAGGUUCUGUGGAAUAAUUCCAAAAAGCAUCUCUAAACUGACCCUCCUAUACGAGCUUGAUGUUAGUAACAACCGUUUUGUCGGGCCAUUCCCGCAUGUGGUUUUGGAGUUACCGAACCUCAAGUACCUUGAUAUUAGAUUCAAUGACUUCGAAGGAGCGUUGCCUCCAGCCCUUUUUGACAAGCAGCUCGAUGCCAUAUUCAUAAACAACAACAGAUUCCACUCCAACCUCCCAGAAAACUUUGGCAAUUCCCCAGCUUCAGUGAUUGUGGUGGCACAGAACCAUUUCAGUGGUUGCCUCCCAAAGAGCAUUGGCAAAAUGGGAGAAACCUUGGACGAGAUCAAUUUUGCCCACAAUGGUCUCUCUGGUUGCUUGCCGGAAGAAAUUACCGAACUCCAAAGUGCAACUGUAUUUGACAUCAGUGAAAACAAGUUCGUUGGGUCCUUGCCUGUUGGUCUAGAGUACUUGCAGAAGCUUGAAGAGAUCAGCAUUGCUCAUAACAUGUUUACGGGAAAUGUUCCUGAAUCUUUGUGUACCUUGCCAAGCGUAACGAACAUCUCUCUUUCUUACAACUAUUUCGAGAACGAGGAUGUUUCGUGCGUAUCCUCUGGUAAUUUAACCAUAGAGGACGACAGCAAUUGCUUGGAUAAUAAGCCAAGCCAGAAAACAAAGGCGGCUUGUUUACCUGUUACAAGUCACCCCGUUGAUUGCGCCAAAGAGGGUUGCAGAAAAUCCCCGUCUAGAAAUGGUCCAAAGCAUCCGGAGAAACCUCACCAGCCAACUCCUACAAAGCCAAGGCCAAGGACUCCAACCAAACCUGCGCCAAUUUCCUCUCCUCCCACACCCCAGCCAACACCAAAACCGUCACCAUCACCAACAGUUGAGCCACCAAAACAAGCACCAUCACCAAAGGCACAACCUCCUAAGGCUCCUGCACCAAUACCAACACCCGUACCAGUCGCUAAACCUCCCAAGGUAUCAAGCCCUUCACCAGUAAAGCCUGUGGAACCACCAAAGGUUUCUCUUCCGCCAGCACCAACUCCAGAGGCCACUGUCCCUCCACCUAUUUCAAAGCCACCAACUCCCAUUCAAUCUCCACCACCACCUGUUUCAGAACCACCAACUCUUAGCCCAAAACCAACUCCUGUUCAAUCUCCACCACCACCUGUUCCAGAACCACCAACUCCUAGCCCAAAGCCAACUCCUGUCCAAUCUCCACCACCACCAACCCCUACACCAAAGCCAGCUCCUAUUCAAUCUCCUCCACCACCAACUCCGGUUCCAUCUUCAAUCCCACCUGUUUCAAAACCACCAACUCCUAGCCCGAAGCCAACUCCUAUCCAAUCACCACCACCAAUCCCUACUCCUACCCCAGAGCCAACUCCUGUUCAAUCUCCACCACCACCUGUUCCAGAACCACCAACUCCUAGCCCAAAGCCAACUCCUGUCCAAUCUCCACCACCACCAACCCCUACACCAAAGCCAGCUCCUAUUCAAUCUCCUCCACCACCAACUCCGGUUCCAUCUCCAAUCCCACCUGUUUCAAAACCACCAACUCCUAGCCCGAAGCCAACUCCUAUCCAAUCACCACCACCAAUCCCUACUCCUGCCCCAGAGCCAACUCCUGUUCAAUCUCCACCACCACCUGUUCCAGAACCACCAACUCCUGUCCAAUCUCCACCACCACCAACCCCCACACCAAAGCCAGCUCCUAUUCAAUCUCCUCCUCCACCACCAACUCCGGUUCCAUCUCCAUCCCCACCUGUUUCAAAACCACCAACUCCUAGCCCGAAGCCAACUCCUAUCCAAUCACCACCACCAAUCCCUACUCCUAUCCCAGAGCCAACUCCUGUUCAAUCUCCACCACCACCUGUUCCAGAACCACCAACUCCUAGCCCAAAGCCAACUCCUGUCCAAUCUCCACCACCACCAACCCCUACACCAAAGCCAGCUCCUAUUCAAUCUCCUCCACCACCAACUCCGGUUCCAUCUCCAUCCCCACCUGUUUCAAAACCACCAACUCCUAGCCCAAAACCAACUCCUAUCCAAUCACCACAACCAAUCCCUACUCCUCCCCCAGAGCCAACUACUGUUCCAUCUCCACCCCUACCUGUUUCAAAACCACCAACUCCUAGCCCAAAGCCAACUCCUGUCCAAUUACCACCACCAACCCCUACCCCAGAGCCAACUCCUGCUCAUUCUUCACCACCAACUCCUGUUCCAUCUCCAUCCCCACCUGUUUCAAAACCACCAACUCCUAUCCAAUCUCCACCACCACCAAUUCCUAGUCCAAAACCAACUCCUAUCCAAUCACCACCACUACCAACUCCUACCCCAAAGCCAACUCCUAUUCCAUCCCCACACCCAUUUGUUUCAAAACCACCAACUCCUAGCCCAAAACCAACUCCAAUUCAAUCUCCACCAACAGUUGUUGUCUCACCACCACCAACUCCAGUUAAAUCCGCACCAUCACCUGUGCCUGGGCAUCCCCUGCCACCGCCACCAGUUGCCUCGCCUCCACCAGUUCCAACUCAAUCUCCACUACCACCUGUUCCCGUCCAUUCUCCACCACUACCAGUGGCCUCACCCCCACCUCCAGUUCAAUCACCACCUCCGCCAGUCCAUUCUCCACCACCACCAGUGUUCUCACCUCCUCCACCAGUUUUCUCCCCACCACCACCAGUGUUCUCACCCCCUCCACCAGUUUUCUCCCCACCACCACCUGUCCAUUCACCUCCACCACCACCAGUCUUCUCUCCUCCACCUCCAGUUUUCUCACCUCCCCCACCAGUUCACUCUCCACCACCACCCAUCUUCUCUCCACCACCACCAGUGCACUCACCACCCCCACCAGCACCUGUUCUAUCCCCGCCACCUCCUCCAGUACAAUCACCUCCACCACCACGAGCACCAAUUCAUCCACCUUCUCCACCUCCUGCUCCUGUGGUUUCUCCACCACCCCCAGCUUUUGCGGACGUCGUGCUUCCUCCAAUCCUUGGCGCAGCGUAUUCAUCACCGCCACCACCAAUUUACCCUGGCUAUUAAAGAGCUGAUCACCAUCAAUUCUAUGUACCAUGUUUUUUCACUAUUAGUAGUUAAGAAAGCACACAAAAGAAAUCUAUGUAAAACUCCCCGCUCAGUGAGAAAACAUACGUUGCCCAAUUCAAAAUUGUUCUUAUUG
Coffea eugenioides is the source of this 4058-nucleotide messenger RNA. RefSeq names its product pollen-specific leucine-rich repeat extensin-like protein 3. The transcript has a single exon. Lineage: Eukaryota; Viridiplantae; Streptophyta; Magnoliopsida; Gentianales; Rubiaceae. The coding region runs from base 401 to 3922 and encodes 1173 amino acids. Gene Ontology annotation, molecular function: protein binding. The record is from RefSeq and is a predicted model, not a curated record.